CCUAACGUUUGUCUUCGCUCGAGGGUUAAAAGGAUGGUCCAUCAGAGAGCAGUAACCCAAACGACUUUCCCAUCAGAAACAGCCUCGCCGCGAACCUCUGCUCUCCGUGCAACGCGCACACAUUCGCAUCCCAUAGCGGAUCUUGAAGGCGCGUUUCAUGCUUUUAUGAAGGGCGACUGUGUGGUUAUGCGUGCUUCGUGUCUCGACUCCUCGGUGUUGCAGCACCGCGCCCGGACGGAAAUGUGUCUUCCGGGGAAAAGCUGCUUCCAGCCAACGAAACACCGAGCACAACACGCCACUGCAUCUGCACAUCUGCAGCUUUCUUCAGCAGCCCGUGCCUUUCCAAGAACGCUUACGGUUUGAGACUCGUAUCUAUGGCCAGACGAUACAACCUGUGUCUCAGCGGACGGUACAAGGGCUGGGGGAAAUCUGAUAGAGGGCCGUAGGAGCUGAAACUCCAGAUUUUGCUAUUUCAUUCUGAUCUUAUAGUGCAGUCAUUCAUGGAUGUGCACGCAGAGGCGUGCACGCCGCACGUGCACACGGUGGAUGAGCCACCGGGAGGCGCCACGGUCACUGUCACCACCGCACAGUUUCAGGUCCGAUCGGUACCGGGGUGUGAUGAAGGGGAAGGUGAGCUGAAGUCGGGCGCUGAAGCCCAAACACCUGCCGCGGUUGAUCCGAUCACAGAGAUCGAGAGCGAGGAUGGUGCGCGUGAAGAGGUGGAAAGACAGGCCGAUUGGGAUGCAGGGAAGAGAGCGGGGGAAACCGUGGGGUCCAGCUGCAGCAACGAGAGCUGCAUCCCGACCCCGGGCUGUCGAAUCUGCUUUCAAGGAGCCGAGCAGGGAGAGCUGCUGAGCCCGUGUCGCUGUGCCGGUACCGUCCGGCAUGCCCAUCAGCAGUGUCUGCUCAAGUGGAUUAGUGAAAAAGGUUCUUGGAGCUGUGAACUUUGCAACUACAGAUUCAACAUACUGCCUAUACAUAUCAAACCACCACAACAGUGGCAGUUGGUCACAAUGACUCUGGUGGAAAAGGUUCAGGUCAUUGCAGUGUUCCUGGGUGCCAUAUUUCUGUUGGCUAGUGUGUCAUGGCUGCUGUGGUCAGCACUGAGCCCGGAAGCGCUAUGGCAACGCAGUGACAUCCUGUUUCAAAUCUGUUAUGGCAUGUACGCUGUCAUGGACCUUGUGUGCAUCGGUCUGAUUGUUCAUGAAGGCGGCGCCGUGUACAACGUGCUUAUGCGUUGGCGAGCUGUCAACCUUCUCUGGGACGUUCAGAACUACGAUAAAAGUCGCGACCUGGACAACACACACGGUCCGCAUCGCAACAUGUGGCUGCCUCUCACACACACGCAUACAGUGUCAAACCCACACUCGCAGACCACCCAACUGGAGUCAUCGCCUCGGUGCCCCCUUCAUCUCUUCUCCAUGUGCCUGAACGUGACCUCUGACCUCUCCCCACAGGAGCAAAGCUCAGGCGAGCUUGUUGUUAGAGUCACGUCAGUCUGACCUCAAAUGAACUC
Messenger RNA from Triplophysa rosa, 1516 nucleotides. RefSeq names its product membrane-associated ring finger (C3HC4) 11 (gene marchf11). Gene Ontology annotation, molecular function: ubiquitin-protein transferase activity; zinc ion binding. NCBI's taxonomy places the organism in Eukaryota, Metazoa, Chordata, Actinopteri, Cypriniformes, Nemacheilidae. The record is from RefSeq and is a predicted model, not a curated record. The transcript has 4 exons. The coding region runs from base 501 to 1502 and encodes 333 amino acids. Gene Ontology annotation, biological process: protein ubiquitination.